CCACAGAAUAUUACUGGCUGUGACUAGAUAGAGCCAAAACAUCACCUUUGCUGAGAGUCACCACCUUUCCUUAAAACUGCUCUACCAAUGCCUUCCUUACGCACUUCUCAAUACUUGGUCUCCAUAAAGGUUUUCUAUCGAGAAUACAAGUAAGUCCUACGUAUUGCAUCUUAUCAACAAGUUGAGGACGUGAGUAUUCGAAUAACGGGGAAAGAAACGUCUGGGAUUUUAUACCUCCUGGUAAAUGAAUCUUAUUAUGUUUUACUUGGGUUGACGUCUAAGUCGCUUCUAUUCGUCCCGUUGUAUACCACUUUGAGGUACCUUUCGGUAAGCAAAAGUUAGUUCACAGGAUGGAAAUCUGAAAAGUCUGCGAAAAAUAUGUUGUUUAUAGAUAUUCCCCUGCAUUAUUCUGGAAUUUUCAUUUUCACUGUAAAAAAGAAAGAUAUCAAACAUGCCGCGGGUAGAACUUUUCGACAAAUUGGUUGAAGUUAUUAAAGUCUAGCAACGUCUACUUCGCCGUGCUAGUUUGAAAUAAAUAACUCGUUCGUAGUGGAGCUUUCUUUACUUUCCCACUUGACUCAUUUAAAGUUGAACAGCAACUUUUCAUCUCCACAAUAAGCAAGGCAUACAAAAUUGCCGCUACUUUUCGAAACGGAAACGGAAGUACUUGGUAACGGCUUAAGUAAAUGGUAUGGGAAUAAAUGAAGGCGCGAAAGCGAGAGCGGAGUGGUCGAAGAACACACAUGUACAACUGUCUGCCAUGGUGAAUAAUGUUGUGCUUUGCAAACAGCUGGUAGCAAAGCAACGCUGCCGCCAAGAAAAGCCGGUUCAACAAAGUUGGAUCGAUACUAAAGCCGCCAGUAUAAAAUACUUACUCUACCUACUAAAGAGGCUUUUAAAUAUUUAUUCGAAAGAGAUAGUUAAUUUCAACAAUGCCACCGAAGAAAAAGCUCUCGAAGAAGGAGAAAGCGCGCCUGGAGGCCGAACAAGCCGAACUCUUGCGUAUCGAAAUGGAGAAAGAGAGACAAAGAAAACUGGAAGAAGAGCGCCAGCGAAGACAAAUCGAGUUCGAACAAGCUAAGCGCCGUCAAAAGGAAGAAAUACAAGAGAACAAAAGACGACGUGCCCAGCUGCGCAACAGCAUGGGCUUCUUCAAAGAGGUACGCGAAGUAACAACCGGCAUCAAGGCGCUGGAGCAGGAGGAACGUGAUUGGGAGCGAUUUAUGCGCUGCAAUGGACUGCCCAACGCCAACAGCCCCAGCGAUUUGCGUCGCUACAUACACCAAUGGCGCAGCGAUAUGGAGCGACGUGAGCGUGCCUCACGCAACUGGCUAUUGAACACCAACGAACGCACGCUGCUCACGCAAGAUCUCGACGCGCCGGAUUUAUCGCGAAAGAGCUUGCGUCAGCGCCAAGGCAAUGCGGGCGAUGUGUAUGCGCAACGUAUACGUGAAGUGUUGGGGAUACUCGCAGAGCUCGAUGAGGCGCUGCUGGAUAAAAAGAAGCCACCGCAUAUCAUUGCCGAUCUGAUUUGUCUCAAAAUGGAAAUACGCGUGCUCUUGAGCGAACAUCUGGAUGAGUUUACUUAUAAAACAAUGUCGCACAUAGAUCGUGAUAUGGAGAAUGAUCGUCCAGGUGUAUUUACACAUAUAUAUGUGUCUGAUGUCUUCAAGAGCCACAUUUGGACAUUUUCAAAGGAUGCUCAGAUUUCCGUAAAUCCGAAAGGCCGUAUUGGUGAACAGGUUACUAGCAAUGACAUCGAAUUUCCUGCCUUAACAUUACAAAUCGCGCUGCCGAUCUCUGUGGAGUUACAGAGCUCUGCAAUGCGUGGACUUUGGUUGGACUAUGAUCACUUUAGUGACUAUUGUGACAGCUUCAAAGCAAGAAGAGCACUACCCGAACAUAUAAAUAUGCUACGUUAUACCAAACGAGAGUGGACUAAGCGCAAAGAUAUUCUACAAAAUAUGCUCGAGGACUGCACUAAGGACAGUCCACUUUCCACCGGUGCAGCAGAUCAAGACUCAAGUUCAAUUAUUGCCAAACGUGAGCGCAGCUUUGACGUGGAUAAAAUCUAUGCUGAAUAUGAAGAGGAGCUCAAUAAAGCACGACGACGUGCCAUUGGACCGGAGAGUUACAGACUGGCCGAAACCGAUGUGAACUUGCGUAAAUAUCGCAUUAUAGGUGGGGUAUAUCGCAUUGAUUACUUAGAGACGCCGCAGCAAGAUAAGCGGCUUAAUGAGCGCUCUUUUAUAAGAACCAUAAUCGCACCAGACCACUUGAGUCAUAAGAUAUUUUACGAAAACUACAAGCCACCGCCGCCACCACAGCCCGGUGUACGACGUUUGCCCGAGGAAAUUGAAGCGGAGAUGCGCAUGGUUGAAGCAGCACUCGACAAAUUGGCAUUGGUCAGCUUAGACUUGCCCGACUCUGUCAUUUGGUUCGAACCGCCCAUUGUUUGUCGCUGGGAGACCAACUUUGAAACGUUGGAGUCAAAUUUGACGGAUGGUGCGAAACCACCACUCGGCAAUGCCGCCAACACCACCGCCACACCUACCGAAGCCACACCACUGUCGACCACAACCAAUGCCAGUCCACUUAAGGGUUCGCCACGUUUCCCCGCUAAGCUACGUAAACGCAGCUCACAGAAAUCAACAAUCGAAACGGAAUGUCUGUCAACAGUGGCUGCUGUGCGUGAGGUGACCGACUUUGACCUAUUCAACAUACCGCGUGGCAUCGAUAUUUACAGUUUGUUGCAAGAUUUCGUUGUGCCACGUCUGCCACCGAGCUUCUGUCUGCGUUGGGAGAAAUCAACACCGGUGUUGAGUAGCAAAGUGUUGGCGCGUCAACAACGUAAACAGAAGAAGCGGCGACAACGUGAGAGCCCUGCACAGCGUUUGAUUAUGUUGGCACGGCAUCGAAGUGUCAACAGAGCAGACGAAGCUGCCAAUGAUUCAAAGGCAAAGACGAGGACAAGUGGUGGACGUAAGAGCACACUUCAAGUGCGUCAAGAAUAUAUCACAAAUGAGUUUCUAGACUGGGAUGAGCCGCGUGAGCUUUUCCCGGAAAUGGAAAUAAAAAAGUUGAUCAAAUUUAAAGAGCACACAAACGAUAAGCGCUCGUUGGGUUUGAGUAGUGAAGAGGUAAAGCAAAAUCAGGUGGCAAACGGCGUCAAUCAGGAUAAGCUCCAAAAGCAUGCGAAUACAAAAAAUGGUGUUGAAACAAAACGCGUGAGCCUGAAUGGAGUUUGUGCACGAAAUGGUACAACAACUGGCAUUGGAAAUGGCAAAACUAAUGGGCACAGCAAUGGUUCAACCAGUAAGGAGCAAGAGGUACCUAGCGCAAAAACUGGUAAUGGUCAGGCAAACGGUAAUGGUGGCGCAGUUAAUGAUAACAGUUCUAGACGGAGUUCUGACGAGGCCGCUGAGACAGCGUCGCAAAAAAUGGAAGUGGUAGCUGCGCGGAAAACUUACAUGUUCUCGAAGUUGUUGGAGGAUUUGGAUCAACUUGCCGAACUGCAGCUGCCGCUACAAACGGAUGCGCUGAAAAGAAUUUCGGCUAAUCUGACCUCGCCACCCGCAAACGGCUCGGCAGAAUUACGUGAUGCCGCAGCCGGCGAUACAGCAGCUGGUAAUGGCCAAGAGGCUGAACGGUUGGCGGAAGCUAUGCAACCCGCUUUCAACUACUAUCCGGGCUUUUCGUUUCUACGUGAUUUGGAUGCGAAAAAUGGCGUCGGCGAUAAUAAUAAAGACGAAAGGGCCGAACUGGCAGACGACGAGGAUGAGGAUGAAGAAAGCAGCACUGAUGAAUAUGAUGAUGAAGAUGCCUACGACGGCGACGGUUGGGAUGAUGAAGCGCUUCUUGAGAACUUUGAAGCUAGUGCGCGUAAGGAUGCGUCGCCUUCGGCUGUAGCGAAUUUGAAUUCACUGCUCAAUGGAGAUGCCAAAACUUUGGGUAGUAUCAACGGCGCGGGUGGCGGCACAGCGUCAGGCGGUCUACAGCAAAUGCUCGCCAAACAUCACCAGAGUGAAAGUGACAGCAGUGAUGGCAAAAAAUGCAAAUCGUCAAAUCUAAUCGCACUCACACAAGGCAAGUGGAGCACACGCGACGUCCACGAUACCAAAUUUAAUGAGGAGAAGCUUUCGCUACAAUUUCGCACAGGACGCCUGGGUAUAUUUGGGCUGGCGAUGAAUCGCUACAGCAAUAUGCCGUAUCAGACGUGGGAAAUAAAACCCGAUUUUAAAAGUCCCGGCACGAUUUUCUUCGGCUUUACCGCCUCCAUUAUUAGUCUUGAUAUGAACAUCACCUCUGUCGGCUAUUGCGUUAAUAAUUUUCAAGGCGGCAGCACUCCAGCCAUCAAUGAAAUGCUUGGCAAGACACUAUCACUAGCCGAACUCAAGUCUAUACUCAUCGCAGCAGCAGUUGAUAUUUUUCCAGAGCCAGAUACAUUUUGUUACACCGAAGGUACUUGCGAGAAGAAUUUUGUGAUGGAAAUGCAUCUGUAUGCUUGUAUAUCAACGCUGGUGCAGUCGCACAACUUCAGUUGGUCACGUUGGAAUCUUUUGGCCGGCAGCCGCACGAUUGUAUUGCUCAUGCGCGAACUAAUCGAGGGCAAGAAAGUGCCCUAUCACUCAACAUUGCUGGUGACUCCUUUGAAGACCGCCAUAAUAGACUGUACUGAGGUCUCACCGAGCUUCAAUUCAGCUGGCAUCGCUGGCAUGGAAUACUAUGCCGAUCUUUAUCAGCUGUCACAGGUUUAUGCGCUCCCCAGCAGUCUUGAGAAGCAGCGAAAUAUGGAUCCGAUGUUGCGUGAAAAUGUGGCGCGUAUUUUAAUGGCUAUCAGACCGUUGAGCUUUUGUUGAAGAAAGUGAUUCUUCAAAGCAUUUUUGUAUUUAAAUAUUUUUAUACAGUUUUUGAUAUAAAGUUGUAACUACUCGAGAAAGUAAAAAAAUUAA
Bactrocera dorsalis (oriental fruit fly) is the source of this 4952-nucleotide messenger RNA. RefSeq names its product dynein axonemal intermediate chain 7. Gene Ontology annotation, molecular function: microtubule binding; beta-tubulin binding. The coding region runs from base 933 to 4859 and encodes 1308 amino acids. The record is from RefSeq and is a predicted model, not a curated record. NCBI's taxonomy places the organism in Eukaryota, Metazoa, Arthropoda, Insecta, Diptera, Tephritidae. The transcript has 14 exons.